CUUCUCUCUCUCUCUCUCUCUCCAUUGUUUCAAAUCUUUAUGUUGUUUUCUUGCUUAUUUUCUUGAAUGUUAUAUGUGGGUUGGUAGUCUGAUGCCGUAAUCCAUCUGGGUUUUGUUGUUGGGAGGACCCUUUUUUGUUCGCAAUGUAUUUCAACCCUUUCUAUUUCUAAUUGGUUUUGCUUACUUCAGAUUCUACACUAUGGUGGGCUAUCUUAUUCCAAUGCAUGAAGCUAAUUUCAAGCUUAGAAAUGAGGAAGUGUGAUAAACUGAGAUUAAUUUAGGUGAGGUGCUUAAUGGUUUGGACAUAGUUUGGUCUCUUCUCAACGGAUAGCGUUUGUUUCAUAUUAGUUUCUCUGCAUCAAGUCCAAAUCUUGAAUGGUGUCCAAGAAAUCUAAAGGGUGAUGUUGUGUGAUAUUUGUGUUUAGCCUUACUCACACUUCUCAUUGAGUAGACUUUCGUGACAUAUAAACUACAUUUUCUUGUUAUAAGUAUGUCAAAAAUGGGGCUCCUUUCUUAUAAAUCCCUGUUCUGUUGGUUCUUGAUGACAUCUGUGUUGUUCAUGUUUUCUUGGUUCUUAGUGCUAAGAUCAACGGGCCGGUCUUAUUAUGUUGAUUUUGGUAUAUUACCAAACUCCAAGGUUCUUGGAAUUUGGGAAAAUGAGAAUCUUGAAGGAGCCCAUUUAAUCAGUUCGUCAACUGGUGAAGGAGUAAUCUGGAACAAGAAUUCAAUAAAAUGUGGUUCUGAUAGGCCGAUUCUCAAGGUUUUUAUGUAUGAUUUACCCCCAGAAUUUCAUUUUGGACUCUUGGGCUGGAAAGGUGAUGGGAAGAGCAUAUGGCCCGAUCUUCGUACUAAGGUUCCUGAGUACCCUGGUGGGUUAAAUUUGCAGCAUAGUAUAGAAUAUUGGCUGACUUUGGAUCUCUUGAACUCAGAAUUCUCUGAAAAUUUGAAAGGUCGUAGUGCAAAGCGAAUAUAUAAUUCUAGUGAAGCGGAUGUUGUGUUUGUUCCCUUUUUUGCAUCCCUAAGCUAUAACCGAGGUUCAAAGCUAAAGUCUGGCGAGAAAAGGAGUACUAAUGCUAUAUUACAGGAGAAGUUGGUCAAGUUCUUGAUAGCUCAGGAGGAAUGGAAGAGGUCUGCUGGGAAAGAUCACAUAAUUGUUGCUCACCAUCCAAAUAGCCUCUUAGAUGCAAGGAUGAAGCUGUGGCCUGCAAUGUUUAUUCUGUCAGAUUUUGGAAGGUAUCCUCCAAACAUAGCAAAUGUCGAGAAAGACGUGAUUGCGCCUUACAGGCAUGUCACUAGAAGUUAUGUGGAUGACACGUCUGAUUUCGAUAGUCGUCCAAUCUUGCUCUAUUUUCAAGGAUCCAUAUAUAGAAAAGAUGGUGGAACAGUUCGACAAGAAUUAUAUUAUAUGCUAAAAAAUGAAACGGAUGUUCACUUCUCGUUUGGAACUGUCCAAAAGGGUGGAAUUAGUCAAGCUUCUGAGGGCAUGCACUCGUCCAAAUUCUGCCUGAACAUAGCCGGCGACACUCCUUCAUCAAACCGUCUCUUUGAUGCUAUAGCCAGCCAUUGCGUACCCGUUAUUAUUAGUGAUGAAAUCGAGCUUCCUUAUGAAGACAUUCUUGACUAUGCUGAGUUCUGCAUAUUCGUCCGCACAUCCGAUGCUCUCAAAGAAAAAUUUCUCCUAAAUCUUAUCAGGAACAUCAGAAAAGAGAAAUGGACUAGGAUGUGGAAACGGCUGAAAGAAAUAGAGCACUUCUAUGAGUUUCAGUAUCCAUCCCAAGAGAAUGACGCGGUUCAGAUGAUAUGGCAAGCCAUUUCCCGGAAGGUUCCUGCUGCUAGAAGGAAAACCCAUAGAGACAGACGAUUUUAUCGAAUGAGUCUCCCUAGAGAAAGAGCGCUCAGGUCCGUUCCCUUGCCAAGAAAUUUUGGUUGAUAGAUCAUCCGACCUCUAAAACUUCAGAGGCACGGCCUCUAGCUUUCCACAGAGGCAACAACCACGAGCAAGAGAAAAUGGAGAAAGAAAGCAGAAAAUUGAGAAACGAAUUCCAGGUUUGGAAGGCUUGCCUUCACUCUAGAGAUAGUUGAUGAAUUUGUUCAGUGGUUCAGCCUUUGAGCUGCUUAGUGUUGUUGGUAGUUUCAGACAUAGUUUGUAGAUGGGAUGAGUUUGUCCCAGUAAGCAUUUCACUCACUGAGAGAUUCAGUAACUGUUUGUUGUACAUUUAACUGUAAAAAUGUUUCAAUCAUCUCAUUCCGGCAGACUUGAAAUUGCUAAAUUCCACAUUGUACUUCA
Molecule: messenger RNA, 2287 nt
Organism: Sesamum indicum (sesame)
Lineage: Eukaryota; Viridiplantae; Streptophyta; Magnoliopsida; Lamiales; Pedaliaceae
Product: putative arabinosyltransferase ARAD1
Molecular function (GO): glycosyltransferase activity
Source: RefSeq, a predicted model, not a curated record